This is a messenger RNA of Aplysia californica (California sea hare), 14402 nucleotides long. RefSeq names its product myosin-I heavy chain. Gene Ontology annotation, cellular component: cytoskeleton; myosin complex. Gene Ontology annotation, molecular function: ATP binding; protein binding; cytoskeletal motor activity. Lineage: Eukaryota; Metazoa; Mollusca; Gastropoda; Aplysiida; Aplysiidae. The record is from RefSeq and is a predicted model, not a curated record. Gene Ontology annotation, biological process: signal transduction.
GAUUUGCUUGGUGUUCGCCUGGAGUUCCUGCAAGGUCGUCAGACCAUCUCGCGCACAUCCCGCAGCAAACCAACUGUCGGGGACACCUUCAAACACCAGCUCAGUGCACUGGUGGAUGUGCUGGAUCUCACCAAUCCAUGGUAUGUUCGUUGCCUGAAACCCAACUCCCAGAAGCGUCCGAAUGACUACCAGCCCAAUGAGGUGCUGCAGCAGUUACGCUACUCAGGAAUGCUGGAUAUUAUCCGCAUCAAACGAGAGGGCUACCCGGUCCAUGUCCCGAUCGACACGUUCCUCAGCAAGUAUGGCGUUCUCCUGGACCAAGGGUCGCAGGGGGGUGACGCCACGGGAGCGGCGGUGAAGGUCAUUCUGAAUGCCCUGGAACUGCCCAAGACGGAGUGGCAAGUGGGCAAGACAAAGGUCUUCAUGAGGAACAGUGUGUUUGAACCCCUGGAAGAGCGCAGACAGCGCUUGCUGCAUAGGAAGGCUGUGCUUAUUCAGAAAGUUUGGAGGGGAUUCUUCUGCUACAGGAGCUACCAACAGAAGCGAGAAGCUGUUCUCAUUUUGCAAGACAGCUUCCGGUCUUUCAGGCACAGGCUCGAGUUUCUGCGCAAAAGGAGAGCAGCUGUUGUAUUACAGUCUCACUACCGUGGUCGCCUUGCACGUCGCCGAGCCCAGGAAAUCCGAGUACAGCGGCACAUGGAGGAAGAGAGACGCAAAAGAGAGGAGUUUGAGAGAGAGCGUCUGGCCAGAGAGCAGGAGAGUGCCGACCAAACGGCCAUCGACGAAGCUCUCAAGAAAAUGAAAAAGAGGCAAUCUUGGCAAAAAAUAUUGAGGCAGUCACAGUUGGAGCUGGAGUCGUUGACUCACCUGAUUGAGUCCAUGUGGACCCACUGCCAGCCAGCUGUCUCGGCCUCCAAUAUGGAUCUGGAUGCCAUGUUCGACUUCCUGAAGGAGGAGCGGACUGAUAUGAAGUCGGCUGAGGUCACAAAGGAAGCUGCUCUGAACAAGAUCAAUGAGGAGUUCAGUACCCUGGACACUCUGUGGAAGGAGGCAGAGAAGGUGGGUUUUUUCUAUCCUUUUUGUGCUCUCUUGGAACUUAUACAGGCCUUCCUAGAUGACUACCCUCCCCCGCCCCCUCCUCCUCCCCCUGGAGAUGGGCCGGCCCUCUCCAUGCCUCAGCUGCCUACCCCUCUGACCCCUCCCCCUGGGGUCAGCCAAGCCACAGCCUUCAUCUCCUCCUGUAUCGACUUCCCGCCACCCAUGCGGGACAAGGGCACAACUCCUCCUCCACCACCGCCAAGAAUCUCAUCUGCUACGAAUGGAGAUCUCCUCCCCCCUCCCCCACCAUGUAUGACCAACUCCCAGGCAGAUCUCUCAUCUCUCCCCAAUGGCGACUCACUCCCUCCCCCACCGGAGGAAACGGUGGUGGAAGGCGAGAACCCGUACGCAGAACUCAAAGAAGUCCACAAAGCUAUUCACGAGUCUCUGGUCAAUGGUGGGUUCGAGUCUCCAGCCCCCACCCCGCCGGCAGUGCCCCCUAUCCGUCGGCCGGGUCCCCCAUCAGUGCCAAACACCCCGCGGUCUAGCAUGGCCUUGAACUUCAGCAUAUCAGCUCAGCAUUACGAUUCAGAAGUGGCUCAGCUCUCCCCGGUCACCCACGAGAAACUCAGCAGUCUCAUGAAUCGUGCCUCGAGGGAAAUGAACUCGCACUCGGAGCCGUCGCCUGCCCGGGACUUGGAAGAAAGUAUACCAGAGCCGGAUGCACUCUAUGACAUUUUGGAGUAUGCCGAGAAAUACUUUAAUGACCAUGAGAGGGAUGCCGGAUCAACCAUCAUCAAGAGUUUGAAGAAAAAGAAUAAGCAGCCAUCUUUGUCGGAUUGCUUGACAAAGGCGGAGAUGCUCAAAUACAGCAAAAGUGGCCUUAUCCCAACUUCCCAUAUCCAUCUGCAUGACUCGGAGAACAUUCAUCUGGCUUGUCUCAUAUUCAAGGAAGUGACCAAGUACAUGCGGGACGAGGUCAAGGACGAUGCGGCCAUCUCCCUGGUCCAGUGGCUGGUCAAGUCUGGCAUUGACAGAAUCGAGCUCCGUGAUGAGAUACUGAUACAGCUCCUGCGUCAGACCAACGAGAACCCAGACUCGAGUGCCUUAGCCAACGCCUGGUCACUCUUGUGCCUCUGCACCGCAGCCUUCUCCCCCAGCAAGCACUUGCACAAGUACCUCGUGUCCUACGUCAAGCGCUGCUGCUCUGACCCAGUGGGUGGGCGACACGCCAUGAUGUGCUACAAGCAGCUGACUGUUGCUCGUGCCACCGCCCGCCGCUUCCCUCCAUCCACCAUCGAGAUUUUGGCGGUGCAAAGUCUGAACCCAAUCGUGAGCAAAGUGUACUUCAUGGACAUGAAGACGAAGGCCGUGAGCCUUUACCCUAUGGACACCACACAGGAGCUGCUCUCUAAGGUGGCCCGCAAGAUUGGCCUACAGUCUGUCGAAGGAUGGGCCAUCUAUGAGGUAACUGAGGACCAUGAGCGCUUCAUUCGCAGCUACGAAUAUAUAGCAGAUAUCCUGGCUCAGUGGGAGGGACAAAACCAGUUGUAUGUGCAGCCCACCAAAUAUGAGACGGUGUCCAAGAAAGGUCCCAAGAUGGCGCUGGGCGGUGAAGGAGCUCGUCUUGUGUUCCGGAAACGCGUGUACCGCCAUGUGCAUGAUAUCCCCAAUGACCCGAUAGAGUAUCAUUUGCUUUAUGCUGAGGCUGCGCAUAAGGUGGUUAAGUGUGAUGAGUACAGUGUGUCGGACAAAGUGGGACUGCAGCUGGCCGGUCUACAAGCUCAGGUGAUCUGGGGCCAGUUCGAGCCCAGCAAAGAGUUCCGUUACAGCGAGGCGGACCAGUACCUGUGCAAGAGGAUCCUCGCCUCCUCAGGCAAAAACUGGUCGCAGGAAGUGGCCAAAGCUCACAUGCAUUACGGAGCUGACAAAAGUGAGUUGGAGGCCAAGGUGUGGUACCUAACGUGCGUGAAGCAGUUCGCCCUCUACGGCUGCACACUGUUCCCCAUCAUGCACAAGGGCAUGUGGUCGCAUACCAGCGAGUCCCUUCUAGCCAUCAACAUGGACGGCGUCAAAUUCGUACGCGCCAAGGACAAAUACGUCAUCCACGACUUCAAGUACCACGAGAUCGAAUCUAUCAUGAUUGACCCUAACGACAACUACCUCACUCUGGAGCUGUUCAGCAAGGCGCAGUCGGGUUUGAUGCAGAAGACGUUUGUGUUUGAGACGAGUCAGAAGGACGAUAUCGGCCAUCUCAUCGCCUCGUAUUCGCCCGCUCACGCCACCUGGAUGAAGUCGGACAAUGAAGGCAUGAAGAAGAUCAAGAUGACAGAUGACGACAAGCUGAAGCUGUAUGAGGAGCUGGUGCGUUGUCGUAAGGCACUGUCGGAGAGCCGGCUGCUUCAGAGGCCUGCCAAUGACUCGGCCACUGGAUUCCUCCGCAAUACCCUGAGGAGGCUCACCAAACCCAAGCUGGAGAAGCUGCGUAGUUGGAGCAGCAGUGACGCAGGCACCCAGUUCAGCGUGGACUACUGGUCCUACACCAAGACCGCCAUCAAGCAGAGCCUGACGGUGAUACAUGACCCAAGCCUGGAGGAGGCGGCCGUCAAGAUGUUUACCCAGAUUCUCAUCUACGCAGGGAUUGAAGAACAUGCUGACCCCAGUGACCCCGAGCGAAUCAGUCUGGUGCAGAUGCUGAUGCAGAAGUGUCUGGAGAGUGACUUCACGUGUAAUGAGUUUUACCUGCAGCUGGUCAAACAGACCACUGAUCAUCCUGAUCCCAACUCGACGGUCAACUGUCGCAGCUGGCAGCUGAUGGCGGUGACUGCAAGCACACUGUGUCCAGCCAACACGCGUGUUCAGAAGUAUGUUCUGUGUCACCUGAAGAAGUGCUCCAUGGACACCACGACGGAGGAGGGGAAGUUUGCUCGCUUCUCACUCAAGUGUUUGAACAGAACGAUUGAGAAGAAAAGGAGAAAGUUUGCUCCUUCUGGAAGAGAAAUUCAGUGUGUCAUUCAAAGGAAACCAGUAACGCAGAAAAUCUACUUCCUCAAUGGUGAGCAGAGAGUGAUUGAGUUUGACUCAGCUGGAACAUGUGGGGAGAUGAUCAAGACUGUUAAGACCAAGAUUGGCAUGAGGUCGGAUGCCGAGUGCUUCGCCAUGUAUGAAAUCAUGGGAACUUCAGAGCGUGCCAUGACAUGUGAUGAGCGACUCUCAGACACAAUCAGCAAGUGGGACCGACUGUCGCGCAGCGGAGCUGUCAAAGAGCUGAAACUAGUCUUCAAGAAACGUCUGUUUAUUGAGCCAUAUGUGAACAACAGUGACCCCGUCGAAUGUGACCUUUUGUUCAACCAGCUGAUUGAGGAUGUAUUUGAACAAAGGAUUCCUGUGUCACAUAAAGAGGCCGUUCACCUCUGUGCCUUGAAGGUUCAAUCUGAAAUUGAAGACAUGAAAUCUGGUGAUAUUGAUUAUACCUCGGUGAUGCGUAUCUUGCCUCGUGACAUGCGCUGUACGGUGCGCCCGGAGGAAGUGGCGACCACACACAAAACUGUUCUGGACAUGAGCCCGCACCAGGCAGUGGUCUCUUUCAUCAACCUGCUCAAGAACUGGUCACUCUUCGGAGCCACCAUCUUUGAAGUUUCUCAAACGUACACGUCCACUAUGCCAAAGAACCUGUUGCUGGGUGUUCACCAGAAAGGCAUCUAUUUGCUGGAGAUGAACACAUUUGAUGUUCUGUCUUCCUACGGCUACUCGGACAUUGUCCACUCCAGCCCGGCUAUCAAAAGUAUUAUGAUUGUGAUUGGUCACAUGGCAAAGGGAAUCAAGUUCAUGUUCAACACCAAUCAGGCGUCUCAGAUUGCCCAACUGAUCAAGGACUACAUGGAGGAGCUGCAGGCCCGCUACAUGCUGACCCCGACUGAGAACUCCAACCGCAUGUCCCGAGCCUUCGACAUCGACGAGCUGGAGAGGACAAACGCAUAUUUACAGAACUUUGAUAUUGAUCGAUUUUGAAGCGUUUUGCUGUAGUAAACAGGCAAAUGCAUUCUUACAGAACCUUGAUGUUGAUAGAUUUUGAAGGGUUUAGCUGUAUUGUACGGGCGAGAUGUCACUUUGACUGAAGAUAGUAUUUUUUGGUUCUGAGGGAACUUGUUUGGAAUUCAGGGUUCCCACCUACUUCAGGAGAUGUCCACCUACUUCAGGAGAUGUCCAGGGUGACCCAGAUGAAGAAAUUUGAAGAAAAAAGCUGUGCUCAUAUAUAACUGCAGAGAUAUUGAAACGAAGGGUUUUUCUUUUCCCUACAAGGCUUAGUUGAGAUCUCUCCGAGAUAAAAUGUUAGAACAUUUUGGUGUCUUUUUUUUUCAUUGGACAUGUGGACGGAGGCAAAAUCUGUGAUGGUAUCAUGAGCAAGUGCUGGUAGGUUUGUGUGUGGAUUAGGUACUACGUUCAGGAGAUUCAGGUGGCUGUGGCUGUGUGCAGGAAUCCAUUUUUCACAAUUUGUGAGACAAUCCCUGAAACUGUUCUUAUGAGAUUGCUUGAAAAUACGUAUUUUGCAAAAUGAUUUCAAGUUGAUAGCAUGUAUGUUCUUAUUGUUUUAGGACUGCAGAUGUACCAUCGUGUCAUCUGUCCUGAGCAGUGAAGGUUUUUGUAUCUGAUCAAUUGCUUUUCUUUGAUGAAAGUCAUAGUCAAGAGUUAUAUCUUAAAUGUUUGGGUAGUUGUCAGUGAGAAGUGGAGAAAAGUUUGAUAACUGUUCACUGGACAGGCAAAGAAUAAUUUUGUCUCACAGAGGUUUAUAAAAUGUAAGCCGAACCAAAGAUGUCUCAGUGUGUACCGGUCUCAGUUUGAAGCAGAAAUUCCAGUUUUGCUGUACUUUCUCCUUGGAGUAGUAAAAUAACAUUUCUGAAUAAAACAACACGUCUACAGAUUUACAUGACUGUGCAGAAAUCCUUUUACUUGUCCUAUAAGUAGCCAUAUAUGUGGCACGGGAGCUGCCCUUGAAGAUUUUAUUUAUUACAUACAGUGAUCCACACACUGCAUUGCUGUCCAUUUUUGUAAUGCUUAAUGCUGUAUAUCUGUUUUGUAUGUCUUUUUGAGGUGACAUAAUAUUUUGAUACAACUCAAUUCUGAACAUUUGCAUUUGUUUCUUAUUUCAAACCCAUGUUAAUGGGUUUGUGUUUGCUCGUCAGUAAUUUUACAAGCUCCCAGCUUGGAGAACAUGACAUAAUUCUAGUCCGUUUGUUAAUUUAUCUUGUUUAUCAUACACUGAUUGUGUAAAUAGAUUUUGUGUUUGUAUAUGUGUGAUUGUAUUUAUGUAUGCAGGGUGCUUUUUGGGAAAUGAAUUUUGUCUGAAAGCAAAGUGUCUGGGAGAAUUUAGAAUUUUUUGGGGGUUCUCUUUUUCUUUUUUUUCUUUUUUUUUUUUUAAAAUUUUGUUUUCAUGUUAAAGUUAAAGUAAGGCCAACAAGUAAUGUAUUUAAAUUAUCUUGUGCACUUCUCUCAUUUUCCCAUUACUCGACGUAUUUUUCUCCGAAGCUGCUUUUUUCAUUGUUGUAUUUAGUCUACACUUUUUUUAUACAUGUAUAUUUAUUUUCUACUUUGUACUUAAACAAACAGGUAGCAUUGUUUGCAAUAUCAACAAAAUCUGUGUAGCUUUUGGUUUCAUUUGUAAUUGUUUUUGUUUUCAAUAGGUGGCUGUGCUUCGGUUUUUUGUGGUUCUCUGAUAUGUUAUAGAUAUAUAUAGAUCUGCAGCAAUAAUGACUUUUGAGAGAAUUGUCGCAUGGCGUAACAAAAAUAGGCUUACUGCUGAUGCUGUAGUCUGAAUCAAGUGUCGUGUGUGGUAGAAGUUUUAGGACUUGUCACUUUGUAUUUUUUUUUACAAGGUGCUUGAAUGUGCUGGAUGUCUUUGUGCGAAAGGAGAAGAAAAAACAAUUUUCAUUUGCUAUCAGAACCAGUCCAUAAGUGCUUCAUCAAGAAAAAACAUCACAACUUUUUCAUGUGUAGUUCUCAGCUCCUGACUUGAAAAAGAGAACCUGCAAUGUUUUGGGGUUUUUUUUUUUUUCAAAUUAAAAUGGAAUCCAUUGAAUGCCAUAAAUUCUACAUUGCUAAUACAACCCUGCUGUCUCCUUGUGCUUGUGGUGAUGAUGCGAAUGCUGUUACUUUAAAAGGACGAAUAUGACCAAAGAUUGUUUUCUCCAAAAGCUGUUCAGUCAAUUUUUUUUUACCGAGCAGAGCCAGACCUUCGCAUCUGGCCGCGAGGGGUCCCUGGCUGUGAGUCAUUCCGAUUUGUCCCCAACUUCACUGGAUCUUUUGUCCCCCUAUUCCAUACAACUUAGAGAAUGUUUAUAAAUACCGCUAUGAUACACAAAGCAUUUAUCAACUUUUAAAAAUUAAUUUCACUAAAUAAAGUUGAAAUUGCCAGCUCAUAGAAUGAGUAAUUUUAACUUCUCUUAUGUUUUUGUAAAGGAAUUCUUUGACUAGUAAGUUAAGUGAUCUUUCUGUCAAGAAAAAAUGUAGCUGUCAGGAUUGAUUAUUUUGAGAUUACUUACAGUAGAUAUUUUCUUUUGAACUGAAGAUUAAUCGUUUUGAAAAUGAAAUUGUAUUUGAUUAGAAGUAUGUGCAAGUUGAUAUUUAGUUUAACAGAGUUUCGCAAAAGCUAACAUACAGGUAUUCAUAAUUAAUAAUAACUAUUUCCUAACACAUUGACAUUUGUUUGCAUGAGCAAGGAAUCAAGGAGGAAAAUGUGAAUUUCUACUAGUCACUGCAAUGAUGAUUGCUUUGUACAAAGAUGUUAUUCAGACCAUGUCCGCUCUCGUGAAGGGUUUCGCCUCAGGUGUUGUUCUUGUGUGUGGGUUCAAAGUUACUUUUUCAGCUCUAGUCUGAUUUGUGUAUGGUUGUUCAGACGUCCACAAUGGUCUGCUCCCGUAACUUCUUUUCAUUGGUACUAAUAUCAUAAUCUGUUCCUGGCAAAAUAUGGUUGUCAUCUCUCUCUCUCCGACUGGCGAUGACUACAACUCAACCAUGACUGCUCUAGUCUCACCAAUUUAUGAUGUUCGAGCGACAGUGUGGAACCUUCAUAAUGCGGCAUGGAGUAGCUCAUGACCUUCUCUGUGUAUUUAUAUACAGGCCUUUCUGGCAUUGCUGUGCUAUAAAUCCUAUAGCUCUGACAUUUGUAUUGUCAAGCUAGAUAUACAGUUUGCUUUAGCAGGUGCAAAAGAAGUUUUAUAUCUCAGGACAGAUGAGGCGCCAGGGAAGUGUACAUUCACUUUGUAUAACCCACUGAUAGUAAUGAUGGUUCUUACGCAUUCUGCAUCUUUGUCUUUUUUAUAUCUCCAUCCUUGAAUGACUGUCUCCUUGCUGUCUUACUGGUUCAGUUCCACAAAGUCAUUCUUUGGGACUUUUCUGUUUUAUGUCUCAAACAGUGAGCUAACCGAAGCUUUUUCCUGAUCAAUUCUUUUGCCUUUACAAGUGUCGCGCUAGGCUCUGGGAAAUCCAUGAGAUUUCGUGUCUCUGUGCCAUAACGCAUGUUGGAGCGGGCAAUAAAGUUAUCUUAAUUAUCAUAUCUUACUUGUCUCAGCCUUUCUUGUAUUAGGGGUUUGAUUAUGGGACCUUAUACCCAUAUCGCACUAUUUAUAUAGGCUGCUGAGUGGCGGGAAGCUGUAGAAGUUAAGUCUCGUUUUCUUCAAUUUACCUUUACGCGGAUGUCCAAAUUAAUCCACUGCGAGAUCAGCGACAGCUCAUACGAGGACAUUAUUUUCGUCCCUAAGGAGUGUGAAUGUGAAUGACUGCACCUUCUACUUCUCAUGUGACUCGUGAAUUAUUUGAGCUCUAGCCCCGCGGGCCUUAUAGGACCUGCACACCUGACCUCCCUCGGGUUUGCUACUAGAUUGGCUUCACCGUACACUCAGGCAUGUGUCUAGAUCCAUAUGGUUGAUUACUUCAUCAUGUCUUGUGUGCAUCAUAUAUAUAUAUAUAUAUAUAUAUAUAUAUAUAAGAUGAUCAUAAAGACAAGUGAAUUCCUAAAAUUUUCCUAAAUGACAAGGGAAAAGUAGCAUUCUUGGAAGCCUGCUGGUGGCAGUGUUGGUGCAGAGGUGUGGCUCAGAUGACCCGCAACAAAGAAGUGUUUUGGUGUAUAUCUGAAUAUUUCUUACUGCGUUAUGUCAGACUGGUGAAGUCUGCCCGACGUGAGAUAAAAAAGUGGUCUUGCUCCUUCUUGAACGGUGGUGAUGUUUUUUUUUUUUAUCCCUUUACUGGCUAUUGCAUGUACAUGACUAAUGCAUAACAUACAAGUUUUGGUGCUCUUUGCUAAUGUAAAGUAAUUCUUUUGUUGUUGUUUUUUUCCUGGUAAACAAUGCAUAUUUUUACUUUGUUGUAGGAAAACGUGCAAUGUAAUGUUUAAACUGUAUUGUUCUAUUUUUGUUGAAGGCACUGUCCUUCGGUAGGAAGUUUUUUAACACAAUGACUAGUGAUUUCUAAUUUUUUCUACUAUCUUGAAAUUUCAACCCUAAUCUGAUAUGAUGUCAUUGUUUACAUGGGAAGAUACAUAUUUAGUGAUUUGGAAAAAAAAAAGUUUCUUACGUUAUGACAAGUUUGCCAGUUAUGUGAGCUGUUCCUUUGAGAGAGGUCUUUUGGCCCGCCUAUGUAUGUGUUUUCUUAGUUCGAAAUUACGCCCCCCCCCCCCUCCUUCCCCAUAUCACAACCAAUACCCUGAAAAAAAAAAUCAAAGUUAUACAAAAGCAUUACAUUUACCUUUCAUUGUCCCUUCUCAGUCCAGUCUGUUUGACAAUCUACAUGAUACAUUCACCUUCUGAGGUACCAAUGUUUUGUUGGAGUGUUUAUUCAUGGGGCGUAUAUAUAAUUUUGACCUCCAAGGCAAAAACUUGAUCAAAAUGCCCAUCCUGAUUUUUUUUCAUUUUACACUCGUCGUAUAUAUAUAUACAUUCUUUUGAAAAACAAUUUUUGAUGUUCUUUCUUUCAAAAUCGGUAGGAAUAAUAUUCCUGGUGAAGGGCUAUAAUUGAUUAUGUUUGAUUGACAAUUUGUAUGACCCUCAGUGAUGUUUACUUUUGAAAUACAGUUGACUAUGUCCAAGGCGAUCACUCUUUAUGGAGGAGGAAAGUGGUCAUCUCAGUAACAUACACAGAGGAGGUAGCGGUCUUUAGUUCAGGUGAUUGUCUUGGACAGGUGGUCGUUAAGGGCAGGUUUGACUGCUAUUAAAAAUCAAAUUUUGAUGUUCUUUCAUUCAAAGUUGGUAGGAACAAUAUUCCUAGUUGAGGGCUAUAAUUGAUUAUGAUUGAUAGAAAAUGUUAAUGUCCCUCAGUGCUGUUAAGUUUAGAAAUAACUGUGGAUUCAUUGCCCAUUGGAGGUGAUAUAGCUUUUCUGUGUGUUGAGAUUAAGUGUUUUCAAAUGUUACAAGUUUUUCUCGGAAUCCGUCAUUUUCCUUUGUCAUGCAGUGUAAUGAUUUUUACAUUGUAGUUUACUUAAUUCUAUGUUUCAGAACGUUGUGUUGAGUGAACCCAGAGUUUGUGAGACUUGCAGCAGACUUAUGGCCAGUAUUUCAGAGACAUAGCGUCGUUGAAGUAGUGUGGUUGAAUAACUGUUAUUGGAAGUUUUUAAAAGUAACUAUCAUUAGAAAUCUAUGAUUUUUGCCUGACUCAAUUUUGUUUGAAAAGAAAGAAAGAAAAAAAAAGUUCCUUUCGAAGUCAAAAAUUUAUCUGCCUGUCUCAGAGUUCUGUUCUUGUUUGGCUUUAGAGUCCGUAAUGUCAGCAGAAUCAAGAACAUAUGAGAACUACUUAUUACAUUGUGAAGAAAAAAAUGUGAGAAAAUAUACAGUUUUUUUGCCAUCUUUGUCUAAAGUAAAAAUAGGAAUAUAGGCCAGCAGUUUUGUGCUGUAUUGAAAGAGUUUCCCUAGUAUAAGCUAAUUAAAUUUAUUUGAAUGCAUAUUUACUGCUCAAUGUAGGCCUACUACUGUAAGACUGUGUCUACAUAACUUUUCAAAACAACGCAUUUCAGAGUCUUACACUAAGCAGUUGAUAUGCAGUUUUAAGAUCUUGUAGCCUUUUUGACUGAGGCAGAGGGUAGUAUUGACAAAAUUAAUCUGUUCUGUUCAAUGGUUUUCCUCAUGUGUUGUUUCACAAUGGGUUUUCAAUCUCAGACUGGCAGCUCUCUGUUCAUUUAUAGAUUUUUUUUCCCUCUGACCCUCAAUGAAUGGAGGUCAGUGCUGUUUGCCCAGGCGGAUUUACUUUCUUUUGUACUAUGUUGGCAAUGAAAUGAUUGUCAUUGGGCUUAGAGAGACUGAGGCAGCAUGAUAUUUGAGGGGAGUGCUAAGCAAAUACAGGAUAGUUUUAGCCCAGCUAUACAUUAUUGUUACCUGUUCGGACCCUAAUCGGUUCAGUGAUAUGAUUAGGCACAGUUGUAGGUGCAUCGGUUUUUUUUUGGUAAUGUUUGUUUGAUGGUUGAGGUUUGAUCACUGCUUGGUGGACUGUGUGUGUGUGCGUGUCUUCUUGCUGUGUGGGUUAGCUGACGUCCAGGGGCUUACUAAAAACUUGGGUUAGAAAGUACAAAUUCAUGUCAUACACUAUGGAUUUUUUAGUCCCCACUGUAUGGACAAAUUUCAGGGUCUUUGAAACGUGUGUGAAUGAACUCAACAUUGUAACAACGCGUAAAUUUUCUGAGGCAAAUCACAAAGUUAAUAGAUUUCACAAGAAAGUUUUGUCUUUUGAUCAAAAGUUUCCUGUUUUGUAUCUUAGUUGAGAAGAAAUAAAACAUUUUUUUUCUAAGUGUAGGUGGUUUUUUAAAUGCCCUAUUCGACCCAAUUUAGAUCAUUAAGGAGGCUGGCUUGACCCUGCCUGUCAGGGCCAACCAGAGCUGAGAAGGAUACAGUGUCCUAGCAGAAAGACUCAGAUACUCGAUAAAAAUUCUCUCCACAUAGGAGUUGAACUUGGGUCUUCUGCGUGUGAUGGCAAAGCGCAUAACCACUACACCACAGAUGCUGGAAGUUGAGAAGAAUGAGAGUGAAUGAUGGGGGGUAAGUCAUAAGGGAAACCAGUAGCACUGAUAGUUGAUAUUUAUUAGUCCUAUUGAUUGUAUUAUUGACCCUGUAUAGUCUUCCUUAUUGUUUUUCAUGUGUGUUGUACUCAAAUGUCAGUAACACUUUCUUAAAUUACAAGCAUUUUGUUACUCCAUAAUACUGUCGUUAUACUUUGUACUGUACUCCAUUAAAAUAUACAACACUGACUGUUUUUUGGGGGGCAAGUUUAUUUUGAUUUUUUUACACAAUUUUUAUGCACACCAAGCUUUUGUACUGGAUGCGGCAGUUUGAAUAUUGUGGAUUCUACUUCAUCAUACUCAAUACAAAUUUUUUGUCUUUCUUGUUAUGCAUUUUUAUAGUAAGUCUUACAUUUGAAAAAUGUCCUCACAGUUUGUUUCCAUGAUGCAACAAAUUGUGCUAAAUAUGCAUUUUGUUCCAAAAUAUUUUAAAAUUAAACAUUCCAUUAUUUUUUUUCUUUGUCUUUUCUUUUUUAUGUAUUGGUUGCAUCCAUGACUAUGUUUGAAAGUAACUGAUUGCUUUUAUCGAAACCAAAGCAUUUGCAUUUACCAAGUCGACUGUGUGUGUUACAUUGCGAAGUUUAUUCAGGACAUAUGUGAAAAAUGAAUGAGUCCCAUUAGCUCUUCUGGUCAUUUUUUUUUUACCUACUUAUUUUGUCUAUAAUAUAUUUAUCCAAAGCUGUUUCCAACCCUGUGAAGAGGCAAAGACUGCAAGUACAAGUUCAUAAUCGCAGUUAGCUUUUUAUGUUUGCCCCGAUAUCAUUAGUCUGUCAAUUUGUGUCACUUUAGUUUUAGGGAUUUGAAAGUCGUGAAAAUGUACACAAUAUGAAGGAAAAAAAGAAAAGAAAUUAGAGUAGAAUAUUUUGAAUAAUAUGAUCAGCAUGUAAAAAUAGAACUGACACUAAAGCAGCUACAAAUAACUUUACAAAAUAUGGGUUUGGACAAUUGUACCUCUGACUCUGACAGUUUUUUUCCCCACGGUAAUUUUUAAAUAUUUUGGUUGCUUGUCUGACUUUUUAAGAAAAUGUGAAGGCAAAAGUAAUUCUCGAAAGCCUUUGCUUGGCUUUGUGGCCGCUACCACCACCACCACCACAGACCUGUAUGUUGACUGAGACUUUUCGCCCCUUUGGUGUCUGAAGAAGGUAGGCCUUGACCGUUGUCAGUUUUCCCUUUACAUCAGGUGUCCUCGUUUCUAUCUCCCUUUCUCAACGGUCUGUAAGGUACCUUCGGUUUCCCUUCAAUAUAUUAUAGGGUAUUGACUUUUGUUAUUUUUGUUUUCGUUUGUAAUACUGCUUUUAUCCAUUUUCUGUACAAAACUUUGUUUAAUGUAGUAUGCUUUAUUUGUUUUAUAUAUUUGUUGACCCUUGAAUUUAAAGGGUAACUUUUUGUACUGGUUUUCACCAGCUGAUUUGUUUUAGUGAUAUCAUUUGCAUGCACCAGAUUUUUUGUUGGUGAUCCGGAUAAAACUGCCAAAAUUAAGUGGUGAAAUUGUACGAGUGUGGCUAACCAACAAAAAUGACUUGUCUCCACUACGUCUGCUUCUUUAAUUAAACUUUUUUUUUCACUAUUUUGUCUCUUCAGCAUGAUCAAGACCACCUGUGGUUCACAUGACAAUAAACAUUAAAUACUUUAAAGUGCCUUUUAUGUUGUUUGAUUGCAGGUAACAUGUGCUAUUUGGGCCGUUUAUUUAUUUUUGUUUUGACACUAAGUAAGUAAAAGAAUGAAAUAGAAUCUUGGUCUCUAUGCAGUUUUGUUUUAAUUUUGUAAUUAGUAAUUUCCUUUCUUAAAAGUGUGACUUGAGGAAAAUAUGUGACAUUAAUUUGGGGGGCAAAUCAACAUUGAUCUUGAGUUGUUCUUGGCUGCAAGUUUAAAGCAAAAACAAAAGAGUAACUUGACACCACAGCAACCAUGAUUUAAUUUACACACCAAAUUUGCAUUUAUUGAACCAGAAUUGGGUUCAAAUCUAUUCUACUAACCGAAAGCAAGUAUAUCAUCCAUGGUCUUUCUCUAUUCAUGGUUGCCAAUUUUUAAAUAUUUUUUGUUUGUUUUGGUUUUGAUGGGUGUAUGAGAUGAGUGAGAGUGCCUUGUGGGUGCCUGCAACGUCUGAGAAGAAUCCACAACCUAUAAUAUAUACGUCUGUGGUGGCGCUUCAUACGUGACAUUGUGUACUCUGAGCUAUCCACAGGCCGCUAACCUCCCAUGCCUUAUUUACACAUCAUCAUUUGCGCCACCUGUCAGUCAAUUUACGUUCUCAUCAUUGUGCAUCAUAGUUUUGUGCUUCUAUGUGCUGAUUGGUUAAUAAACAAAAGACGUUUUGGAGAAAAAAAAA